AUGGAUUUGGUGCCACAGAGGCUCCUGGACAACCAGGCAGCAAAAGAACGGGAGGCCAGUGUUGGUUUGCAAAGGGACGAGGAUGACAUUUCUCUGUGUGAAGAUGCGGAGCUACCAGAUGGAGAUCUGUCAGCCGAAGAAAAAAUAUUUCUGGAGGAGUUUCCCAGAUUGAAACAGGAUCUGGAAGUGAACAUUAGAAAGCUCCGUGCCCUUGCAGACCACAUGGACACAAUCCACAAAACAUUCACCAAGACCAACAUAGUGGCCAACUCUGUCACCGUCUUCUCUGGAGUUAUGAGUGUCCUAGGUUUAGCCCUAGCUCCAGUAACAGCAGGAGGAAGCCUGGUGCUCUCGGCCGCUGGUCAAAGUUUAGGGACAGCAGCUGGGGUCACCAGUAUCAUGACCAGUGCAUGGGAGCACUUUCACAAUAAAAAAGCCCGAGCUCAGGCCAGCAGCCUAGUGCCCACCCUUGACCAAGAGGUCAGGGUGGCUGGAGGAAAGGAAGCAUCCUAUGUUAUGGCUGCCAGUCAGAUUGCCUAUAAUUGUGGAAGCACCAUCAGGGAUGUCAAGAAAAACAUCCGUGCCUUUCGGACAGCCAGGGCCCACCCGCAUUUGGCCAAAGCCGCCAAGCGUCUCCUGACCACUGGCCAAGUCUCGGCCCGAAGGAGCAGGCAGGUGCAAAAGGCCUUUGAGGGUACAACACUGGUGAUGACCAAAAAUGCUCGCAUGCUGGGAGGUGCGAUGGCCACCUUCUCCCUUGGCCAGGACUUGGCUGCUCUCUGGAAGGACUGGAAGCAACUGCAGGAGGGAGCAAGAACAGAGUCUGCAGAAGAGCUAAGGUCCCAGGCAGGGAAGCUGGAAAGGAAGCUCGCAAAGCUGACCCAGCUCCACGAGAACCUGCAGCAGAAGAAGAAAGGCCAUGUGAGAAAGGCCAUGCAAGAAGGCUCCUGUCUGCAUGGUGGGAAGAGAGCCCUCACCAGGAACAGAAUGGAGGAACUUCCCUUCAUCGGAUAA
Messenger RNA from Galeopterus variegatus (Sunda flying lemur), 1014 nucleotides. RefSeq names its product apolipoprotein L, 6 (gene APOL6). The record is from RefSeq and is a predicted model, not a curated record. The coding region runs from base 1 to 1014 and encodes 337 amino acids. Gene Ontology annotation, molecular function: lipid binding. Gene Ontology annotation, cellular component: extracellular region; membrane. Lineage: Eukaryota; Metazoa; Chordata; Mammalia; Dermoptera; Cynocephalidae. Gene Ontology annotation, biological process: lipoprotein metabolic process; lipid transport. The transcript has 4 exons.